This is a messenger RNA of Cyprinodon variegatus (sheepshead minnow), 2126 nucleotides long. RefSeq names its product protein FAM111A-like. The record is from RefSeq and is a predicted model, not a curated record. NCBI's taxonomy places the organism in Eukaryota, Metazoa, Chordata, Actinopteri, Cyprinodontiformes, Cyprinodontidae. Bases 192 to 2084 code for a protein of 630 amino acids. The transcript is spliced from 5 exons.
AGCUGAGUCAGAGGGGCAGAAGGCACACAGUGGAAUCUGUGCAAAAAGGUCCACCGGGUUCCUCUCUGUUCCUGCAGACCAUCUUUAUCUUAUCUUUUUUCACCUUUGGUGUCCUCUUUCUCAUUUCAACAGUUAUUAGGAUCCAUUUGUCGAGGAAUCCACGGUAAAAAAAAAAAAAAAAAACGGUGGAAAUGGCUCCAAAAAGGCGCAAGACAGCAGAACACAUGAAGGAUAUCAGAAGCUUCUUUGAGAAGGAAAAUAAUGUUCCUGGCAGUUCCAUCAAAACACCUGCAAGGAAGCCAAAGAAGGUGCCAGAGUCUGAGACUCCUUUGAGAACACCACUGAGAGUGAAGGAUGAGAAUGGAAAUGAUCCCCCGACGACACAUUCCCAUCGUUUCACAGUAAAAUUUAAACCGACAGAUCGUAAAGAGUACACCAUCGAUUGCGAUAAACCACGUUCAGUCUUGGAGGCAAUCAAACACAGUCUUGGCCCAACAAAUAUGCUGAAUUUUCCAGAUGAGAACAUCAUCAUUCAGUUGGGUAAAGAGGACAAGGACUCCGUGGUUCCAACACAUUUCCCUUGUUCUUGUGUUGGUGAUGGGGAGACACUAAUUAUUAAUCAUAGUAAAUCAGAAAAGAUUGAAGAAGUUCAAGAUCAGCAUGACAAAACCAUACUGCCAAAAGAGAAUUAUUCCGUCUUCUUCAUUGAUAAAGUUGGGGGUCUCAAAACCAAAACAAAAGAUUUGUUCAGAAGCAAAAUGAUUAAGCAAUUCAAGUAUCUCUGCGUUUAUGGGGAAAAAGGGAUGACGGUGGAAGAGGCUCUGAAGCGCGAUGGUCGGUUCAUUGACAAUCUUGGAGAAUUUACCCUGUCUGAUAACGAAAACCCAGACGUCCUCACUCUGCGCACACAAAGGGUAGACAGCCUCCACCAGAAGGCUUUCAAGAUACGUCUUCCGCUUAAUAAAUGGGAAAAUGUUGAAACACAAAUGAGGUCAAUCCUAGAUGUCGCUCGUAACAGUGGAAAAAGUGUUAGAAAAGUAAUGGAAGAGCCGACCAGCAGCGUUAACACUGCUGAGAUUUACCAACUGCUGCGUCAGCAGUUCCCAGAUCUUAAAGAAUGGAUGGAGAAGAGAUUCCCUGCUGAUUCCUACCAAGAAGCUCUCAAACUUAAGAAUGAGAAUUUUGGAAAGAUCCAACAGUCUUUCAGCGAAGUUCAUAGAAUCAGGAAGUUGCUGAAAAUGGGCCAGUCUGUCUGUAAAGUCAUUAUUUCUGGUUUUUCCCAGGGAACUGGCUUCGUGCUGUUUGAUAGGUUGAUCUUGACCAGUGCACAUUUGUUCAAAGGAUGCGUCCAAGGAAAAAACAUUCUGGAUCAUAUAAACGUCUCUGCUCUAUUUAACUAUGAUGAUCCUGAGCCAGAGACAAAUUACUUUUAUUUCUCUGCUGAGAAAACAUUUAUCGACAUUGAUGAUGAGCUAGAUUAUGCUGUACUCAUGCUUGAACCAGGGGGCCAAAAAUCCAACCCCAAAACGAAUGUAGAUAAUGUAAAAGUUCCUCCAGGGCUGCUCAACAAAUUUGGUUCUCUACCUAUGAAUGGCGAGGCCUGUAUUAUUGGCCACCCAGCAGGAGGAGUAAAGAAAAUUGAUCCAACAUGCAUCAUUGAGCCAAAGGGGAGAGAACAAGCUGUCAAUGAUCAUAUAGCCAAACACAAAGAUUCAAUGUUCAUCCUCCAAUCAGUGUUUCAAAUCCAGAAUCGAGGCAUUGAGGACAUAAUGAUGGGUGGAGACAAAGCAGAAAAGGUGGCUACCUACCACACCUUCAUGUAUCACGGAGCAUCUGGCUCUCCAGUGUUUGAUGCCCAUGGCAGGCUCUUUGGGAUUCACACAGCAGGUUAUUGUUAUGAGCUCCCACACACGAAAGGCAGCGUUAUUGAGUACGCCUAUCCUCUGCUCACUAUAUUUGAAAAGUUUGUGAGCAAUCUGAAGGAAAGUGGAAAUGUUCAGAUGCUGGAAAAGGUGAAGGAGGCAGCAACAGAGAAUCAGCACCUUGACAAAAUACUCCAGUUUGAACCAAUGGAGGUCAAUUAGACUGACUGUAGAAAUGCUAGAGCUGCAGAUUUAGUUUUAACA